AAAUACAUUAAACACAGCGGCGGCGGAGCUCAUUCACACGCUGUGCCUGUGCCCUAAUUCUCUCUACCGGAGUAGAAAAAGAAAAAAAAGAGAGUUCUUUUUUCAAACUCCGGCGAUGUCGUACGACGAUGUUGAGAUAGAAGAUAUGGAGUGGAACGAAGAGAUACAAGCGUACACGUAUCCUUGUCCUUGUGGUGACUUGUUCCAGAUUACUAAAGAAGAUCUCCGGCUCGGCGAAGAGAUCGCGAAUUGUCCAAGUUGCUCGCUUUAUAUCACCGUCAUCUAUAAUAUGGAAGAUUUUCAAAACGAUGCGAAGAAGAACAACGAACCUAAAAGUCGUCAGCCUAUCGCCGUCGCAUGAGAUUAUCAUGGAACUGAUUAGAAGAUUAUUCAACAACCACAGCAGAAGAGAUUGAAUCUGAUGUGCAGAGUUUUGGAAAGCAUUUUGAAACCAUCCUUGAGAGUUUUACAUUAACCACAUAUAGAAAUAUGUUUUAAGGGAAUAGAGGUGCUGUGUUACUUGGUGUUUAUUUAUGGUUUAUCAAAAAACCGAAUUCUUGGUGUUUUCUUCCCUUCUUAAGUCCGAUUAGAGUUUGUUCUGUUUUGGUUUGGAAUAGGUUUCUACGGCAACAAUACCUUAAAUCCCGUUUGACGUGUAUAAACUCCAUAAUUCAUUUCUUUUUGAAGGA
Molecule: messenger RNA, 689 nt
Organism: Capsella rubella
Lineage: Eukaryota; Viridiplantae; Streptophyta; Magnoliopsida; Brassicales; Brassicaceae
Product: diphthamide biosynthesis protein 3
Exons: 2
Coding region: 116-361 (81 amino acids)
Biological process (GO): tRNA wobble uridine modification; protein histidyl modification to diphthamide
Cellular component (GO): cytosol; nucleus
Molecular function (GO): metal ion binding
Source: RefSeq, a predicted model, not a curated record